Linnemannia hyalina is the source of this 360-nucleotide messenger RNA. NCBI's taxonomy places the organism in Eukaryota, Fungi, Mortierellomycota, Mortierellomycetes, Mortierellales, Mortierellaceae. The record is from the annotation of a GenBank genome assembly.
AUGUCUGCCAACAUCACCAAGACCCUCGCCACCGCCACCUCGACUGCCACCAAGUUGUCUGGCCCCAUUAUCUACAAUGCCAAGGUCGCUGGUCAGAUUGCUAAGCAGGUCUACAUCCGCGAGGGUAUGGCCCCUCCCUCGGGCGCUCAGAUCGAGUCUGCCAAGGAGGCCACCCUCAAGUUUGUCAAGUCUGCCCGCUCGGCCAACACAUGGAAGAACAUCUCCAAGGACCAGUACUUGAAGGCCGGUUUGGUCGCUGCUGAGGCUUACGCCUUCUUCUUGGUCGGCGAGAUUGUUGGACGCAGGAACUUUGUCGGAUACGAUGUCAAGAGCGCCGACAGCCACGAGGAGCACCAUUAA